GACCUCCGCCAGGGCCUGGUCGGACGGAAACGCUCCGCCGGCUUUAUUGUCGGCUCGUUAUGUGGCGGAGCCCGGCAGUGUAACGCGCCUCUCGCCCUCAGCGCCUCGGAAGCCGGCGGCGGCGUCGGGACUGCUCAGCGCGCCCAGAGGAAGGAUAUCUUGUGGAGGGUCGGUGGCUGCGCGCGGCGCUGAAGGAGGGGGCGGCCGAGGGGCUCCGCACUCACUCGCCGCUCAACUUCGAAGGCCCCGCGCGCUCCCCGCGGCCUGCCGCCCGCCCCCUUCUCCGCGCGGGACGCUGCCCGGAGCGCGGCGGGCGGGGGCGAGGACGACCCGAGCGGCCGGAGGUGGCGGCGGCUGCGCGUGCGGCAGCCCCGGAGCGAACGGACGAGCGAGCGCGAGCCGGCGGGAGGGUGAGGCCGAGCCCCGCGAGACCCGAGCGCCGCGGGCGGGGGCGGGGGCGGCGCGGCGCGGGAGCCGCGGGGAGCGAGCGCGCGGGACGCGGCCCGAGGCCGGGCGCCAGCCGGGGCAGCGGGCGGCGGCAGCGCGCGCCAUGUCGUUCAGUGAGAUGAACCGCAGGACGCUGGCGUUCCGAGGAGGCGGGUUGGUCACCGCCGGCGGCGGCGGCGGCUCCGCGAACAAUAACGCUGGCGGGGAGGCCUCCGCUUGGCCUCAGCCGCCCCAGCCGAGACAGCCCGCGCCGCCCGCGCUCCCGCAGCCCAAUGGGCGGGGGACCGACGAGGAAAUGGAAUUGGAGGGCCUGGAGCCCCAAGACGUGGAGGCCUCCGCCGAGGCCGCCGCCGCCGAGGAGACCAAGGAGUUGCUGCUCCCCCAGGACGCGGGCGGCCCCACCUCGCUGGGCGGCGGCGGCGCGGGGGGCCCUCUGCUAGCGGAAAGGAACCGUCGGACUCUGGCCUUCCGAGGAGGUGGUGGCGGGGGUCUCGGCAACAAUGGCAGCAGCCGGGGCCGGCCGGAGACCUCGGUGUGGCCCCUGAGGCAUUUCAAUGGGCGAGGGCCGGCGAAUGUGGAUUUGGAGCUGGACGCGCUGGAGGGCAAGGAGUUGUUGCAGGACGGCGCGUCCCAGAGCGACAACAGCGAGGACGAAGAGGAGGGGGCGAGCCCGGGCGACGGCAGCGGGGCAGAAGGCGGCAGCUGCGGCCACAGCAGGCGGCCGGGCGGCGAUGGCGGGGACGAGGUGGAGGGCAGCGGUGUGGGAGCCGGCGAAGGGGAGACUGUGCAGCACUUGGCGCUCGCCCGGCCCAAGACCCUAAUGCAGAAGCUCCAGUGCUCCUUCCAGACCUCCUGGCUCAAGGACUUUCCCUGGCUGCGCUAUUCCGACGAUACUGGCCUUAUGUUUUGCGGCUGGUGCCAAAAGACCCCAGAGGAUGGGGGAAACGUGGACCUUCCCCAAGUGGGACAUGAUGAGCUUUCGCGAGGGACCCGCACCUAUAAGAAAACCCUGCUCCUGAGGCACCACGUCUCUGCCGAGCACAAACUUCACGAAGCCAACGCCCAGGUAACUGCUCCAAGAUUCAUUUUUAAGGCAACAUUGGAGAGUGAAUCCAGGGCCUUAUACAAGGAAUCAGAAAUACCAGCAGAAGAGGGAUAUUGUGACUUCAAUAGUAGGCCAAAUGAGAACUCUUAUUGCUAUCAGCUUCUUCGACAACUAGAUGAACAGAGAAAGAAAGAUAUUCUUUGUGAUGUCAGCAUUGUGGUGAAUGGAAAAAUCUUUAAAGCUCACAAGAACAUCCUGGUUGCAGGCAGCCGUUUCUUUAAGACUUUAUAUUGUGUCUCAAACAAAGACAGCCCUAACCAAAAUAAUACUACCCAUUUAGAUAUUGCUUUAGUUCAAGGUUUUUCAGUCAUCUUGGACUUCUUGUAUUCUGGUAACCUGGUGCUCACUAGCCAAAAUGCCAUUGAAGUGAUGACAGUGGCCAGCUACCUUCAGAUGAGUGAAGUUGUUCAUACUUGCCGAAAUUUCAUUAGAGAUGCCUUAAAUAUAAGCAUUAAAUCAGAAGCUCCAGAGUCUGUAGUUGUGGACUAUAACAAUAGAAAAUCAAUCAAUAGAGAUGGUCUGUCUUCAUCACGGGAUCAAAAAAUUGCCAGCUUUUGGGCCACACAGAAUCUUACCAAUUUGGCAAGUAAUAUAAAAAUGGAAAAUGAUGACUCUAAUGUCGACGAGGGCCAAAUGGAAACCUUCCAAAUGAGUGACAGUAACUGGACCCAGCAUGGUUCUCCUGAAUUGGCUGAAAAUGAGUCUCCAGGUCAAGCAAAAGUAUUUAUUUGGAAUAAUAUAGGUUCCCAGGGAAUUCAAGAGACUGGCAAAACAAGGAGGAAAAACCAAACUACAAAGAGAUUUGUUUAUAAUACACCACCCAGUAAUGAAACAAAUUUGGAAGAUUCCUCAGUGAUACAGCCACCUGUUGCUCAUCCAGAAGAGAAUAAGACCCUAACCAUCAAGCAGGAACCAGAUUUGGAUGGUGCUCUAUUCUCAGGGCCAGAUGGUGUAAAUGCAAGUCUGUUGGCUGAAGCCUGGUGUGCUCAAGAUGGAGGCGACGCCGGUACUUCACAUGAUUUCAAGUAUGGUUUGAUACCUGGCCUGUCAAGUGAUUUCAAGUAUGGAUUACUACCAGGUACUUCAAAUGAUUUCAAGUAUGGAUUGCUACCAGGUGCUUCAAAUGAUUUUAAGUAUGGAUUAUUGCCAGAAUCUUGGCCAAAACAAGAAACUUGGGAAAAUGGUGAAUCAUCUGUAAUCAUGGUGAACAAAUUAAAAUGCCCUCAUUGUAGCUAUGUAGCCAAAUACAGACGAACACUAAAAAGGCACUUGCUCAUUCAUACGGGAGUGAGAUCAUUUAGCUGUGAUAUUUGUGGAAAGCUGUUUACUCGAAGAGAACAUGUAAAAAGACAUUCCUUGGUGCAUACAAAGGAUAAAAAAUACAAAUGUAUGGUGUGUAAGAAGAUCUUCAUGUUAGCAGCCAGUGUUGGAAUAAGACAUGGAUCUCGUCGCUAUGGUGUUUGUGUAGACUGUGCAGAUAAAUCACAACCUGGAGGGCAAGAAGGUGUAGAUCAGGGACAGGAUACAGAAUUCCCUCGGGAUGAAGAAUAUGAGGAAAAUGAAGUACGAGAAGCUGAUGAAGAGCUGGUUGAUGAUGGAGAAGAUCAGAAUGAUCCACCUCGAUGGGAUGAAUCAGGAGAUGUUUGUAUGCCCCUGGAUGAUUAAUUGACCUUCUAUACUCCUCAAGGAUGCUGCAUUUGGACAUAAUAUGAAUCGACAAUUUGGAUUGUUGAACUUGAAGGCUUGCAAAAUAUGGUACAUGCUGGAUGGUAGUUAUGUUGCUGUGAAAACUGUAGGGUCAAAGCCUUAUAGCAAAAAAAAAAAAAAAAAAAAAAAAAAUUUUUUUUAAUAUUUGCACAGGACUGUACAGCAAACAACCAUGUGGUUGCUUACAUGGAGUCCCCACAUAUUCAGUCAGUUAUCAAAGUAAAAUAUUUUUAUUUAUAGGAUAUACAGUAACUAUUUGGGUCCUAUGAAUAUAUAGAACCUGUCCUUAAUAGCUUACAUUCAUGUACCACUUUAACAUGAAUGAAGAAAACCCAUUUAUAGAAGUACAGUGACAGUUGACCCAAUCACUCUGUCCAUCAAACCACUCAGGCUAGUUUGUAUACUAGUAGAGUUUUAUUUCUAUUUUUAUUUUUAUUAAUUUUAUUUUUUUUUAAUACAGAUUUUUUCAGUGAGGGGCUUUUUCAACCCCAUUGGUUCUAUUUUCUUGAAUUUUUUCCAUUUUAAUUUGCUUCAUAACUUAAAAUCUCCUAGCCUUAGAUAUUAUUUCUCAAUUUUGUGCUGAUGGGCAUGUGUAUGAGAACUGGAGAGGUAAUUUAUUGGAAUGAACUAACUGACUUUCCCCAGCCCCUUUCCCUUUUUUGACAUGAAUUUUACAAAUGAAGAAUGAUGUUGCUAAGUUAAUGUGGCAAAGUUGACAAAGACCACUGAAAUGAUUAUGAUUUAGAAGUAACUUUCUCCUGCUGCUCUGAUCUGAUAAAUGGUUACUGUAUGAUGGUUUUUACAUGGUAUUUGGUUUUGGGUAUCUGUUACUUUGGCACUAUUCUUGUUUGCCUCUUAACUAUUUUUGCCAGUGUACUAUACCUCAGCCUUAUUUGAGCGACAGAAAGCAGAUUUAAAAAGUCGUAAGAACAAUAAGUAAAGUGAUUUGUUUUAUAAUUUAUCUUCCAUGUCCAGUUUGGUUAGCUUGUUAUGCAAUAUAAGUGAAAUAUCAGGUUUCUAUUCCUGUGCCCUUUUUAUCAUUAAAAUUCACACAAAAUGUGCAUUCUCUUUUGUUUCAUACUUACUGGGACUUUGAGUUUUUGAAAUUAUUGUUGAUUUAUUAAGUUAAUUUAUUUUUCCAUUCUUUAAAAUCACUACCCCUUGAUGGUCUUUCUGUAGUCACCAUGAUUUAGCGGUCUGAAAAAGUCUUACAAAUAAAUUGUCUAGAGGCUUUAUUAUUAACUAAAUUUUUCAGGGUACAAAAGGUGAUAUUGUUGGAUUUAUUUAAGUGACAAAUUAGCUGAUUGUGAAAACCUCAACAACAUUUCAUGUAUUAACAUAGACAACAUUUAUUGGGAGCAUAUUGUAUAUUAUAUAAGAUUGAGGGACAUCAUAUUUUCAUCUUUCUUUAAAUAAAAAUCAAGUAUAUUUUCCUAUUUUAUAUCAGGUAAUAAAUUAUGCUAGUUGUGUGGGGAAAAUUGCAGAUACUUUGAUCGAUGACAAUCCUUUUGGUGCUCCAUCUGGUCAAAGUUGAAAAGUUGAUUUUUUAAACAAGAUGUAUCAGUUUCUCUGAUUUCAGUAGAGUAAUGGUUUACUGUUAGGCAAUGAAGUUUCUGCUUGGCUAAAUCAAAGUAUAAAACCAGUUCUGAGGUUAGUUGUACCUUUUGUCAUUCAAAAUUUCUUAUGGUUUCUACAUAAUUAAGCCUGACAGAGAAAUAGUUUUGGGAUUUUUUUGCUUAAAACUGAAUAAGAUGUAGUCAUCUUAUUCUCAGUGUUCUAGAGAAAUGAAUAAAGUGUAAUUCUAGUGAGGUCCAAAAUAGAAAUUAGUUGGGCAAAGAUAAUAUCAAUGAAAAGGUAUUUUAAACAUAAAAUGUUCUGCUUUGUGAAUAUGUAAGUAUAGUAUAAAGAUUUCUCUCAUCCCUUUUUAUCCCCUUCCUUUAAAAUAAACCAUAGUUUACAAUUGGUAGAUCUGUCUAUAUAUAUAAAUAUAUAUUAAAGAGCAAAGAUAUAUAUCUAAAAAAACCACCUAAAUCUGCAUUAUUAGACACUUAUUGCAUAGAAACCAGACUUGGCUUUACAUUCUUUUAAUGUACUUUUACUUUUCCUCAAGGUAUAAAACUUACUCUCUUGAAACUGAAUUUUCUUUUAUUACUUAAAUCAUAUUUGUAUAUCUGGUAAAUUAUGACCAAAUUUUUGUUAGGUUUCAUACAGUAAAUCAAAAUACACACUUGGUACACUACGGGGUUGUUGUGCUUUUGUUUUGGUUUUAGUUGGAAAAAAGGUUUGAUGUAGGUGGCUUGUUACUGUUAAUUUAAAAUAUUCUAUAAUUGUCCAUUAAUUUUUAAUGUAUUGUGAUAGAUUUGGCUAUAUUUUUUAGUCGUCUGACAUAAUGAUAUUUUAAAAGCUUGUUUUUAGGUAAUCCAAAGGAAAAGAAAUGUUUAUACUCUUGAAUAUAUUAGCCUCAGCCUAUAUAAAAAUUUCUUUGAAGUAAACAUUUUACCAGAAACAGAAUUGACAGAUUUUUCUACUUGCUGACUGCCUAACUUAUUUUGUUUCAUGAUCUCAAGGGACUGCCUAUUUCCCUUCUAGAUCUUUUUUUAAAAAAUAGUUUUAGUACUAAGGUAUACUACUGGACAUUUCUAUUUUUUUAAGUAUAUUCUUUUUCUGACUUAAAGUACAACAAUUUCAGGAAGUGGAUGGAUACUAAGGACUUACUGGUCUCAGAGAGGUAUUGUUGGAAUGAGUACUCAUAGUUUUGUCUGAAACUGACAGAAUUAUGUGUUAUACAUUUGGUGAAGUGUUUUCUCUUGUAAUUUAUAUUUUAAAUGAGUAAUAUUUUAGAGCUUUUAAUUUUAAUUAAGGGAAAGUUUAUAAACUUUCACAUUUGCUCUGUAGUAACAGGCCCUUUCAUAAAGAUCAUAUUUUGUAGGAUUCUUGAGACAGUUACUUCUCAUAUGGGAAGACCUUUUUGUCAUGGUUUUUGGCUCUUUAUUUUUCUGCCUAGGUAACUUGCUAAAUUUUAGCAUCUCAAGCAAUUGAGAGCUUAUUUUAAAAAAAAAAGUAAACACUACAGGAAGGGAAACCUGGACACAGCUUUGAAAUUUUUGUUGGGGGAGGACAGUAGCAGAUUUAAAUUGAUCCUUUGUGGUGGAGAAGAUUGAACUUGAAUAAGUUAAUUGAUGAGAAAAUUCCUAGAACACUGGUACAUCCUACGUAUAACAUACAUCUUGUUUAAUAACAUGUGUGAGCCAAGAGAAAAGGUGUUAGGAAGAAAAUAGGAGAUGAAAGGAUUUGGACUUAGAUUUGUGUUAAUACAAUAUAGUAGUCCUAAAGACGACUGUAAUAGUGUAUUAUGGGGAAAAACUGAUGGAAAACCAGGGUUUUUUAAUGUUAAAAUUUUAAAACUUCAAAAGCAUUAUCUUGUAUGAUUUUCUGAACACCAUAAAAGGUUUAGAUUCACUGUUCUGAGUAGUUAUUCCAAAAAUUACAAACGCUUUUUGAGUGCCCACACUUGCCAUUGUGUUAAAUGCAUUAUUUCACCCCUCUGAGUAGGUGCUAUUGUCUUCAUUUUAUAGAUGAGGAAAGGCUCAGAGAUUCAGAAUCUUGCCUAAUUUCACACAGCUGUAAUUGAGCUGUGAUUUGGUCAGGUCUGAUUCUGAAGCCAUGCUUUUUAGGAGGUGCUCUUGCUGCCUCAUUAAAAAACUUUUUUGGUAGAAUCUUUUAAGGAGUCUGUCUAUGGAGAUUUAUACUGAGCCUAUAAAAUAACUGUGUUAGGAAUUUUGUGUCCUUCCCCCAAAGUGAACAUCCUUAUUAUUCUUCCCUGUUGAUAAAACAAUUGUUUUAUCAUUUGGACUUCAAACCCAAGGAUAGCACAUGCUAUUAGUGGGUUGCAGCAUUUUCAUUUUUAAAAGGGUGAUUUUUUAAAAACUGAAGGACUAGAUAAUGAACCCAAGUUUUUGUGCCGUUCGGUCACCCGGAUCCUUAAACUUACAUGGUACAUAAUACACACUUUUAGAACUAAAAGGCGUUUUCUUACAGUCAUUAGUAUUUAAAAUGGAAAGUGGUUUUGUUUUUCUUGCUGUAUCCCUGCUUUCAACUGAAGUUUUAAACACUUCUCAAAAUGUGUUAGGGAUAAGCACACUUUAAAAGAUGUUUUCUAGCCCCAAAUUUUAUGACAUCAGUUAAGAACAAAAUUUUGGGCUAAGGAGAGGGCUGGUGGAGGCCAUUAUGAAGUGGGAGAAUCAGCAUUUUAAACACUGUAAACAUAAAAGAACACUUUUUUUUUUCUGCCUGCUGUUUGUAAAAGCUCUCUGGGAGGAUCUUUUACGAAGACCAAUUUUUUAAAAUGUAAUUUACCUACCUAAUAUAAAUGUCCUAAGACAUGUAUGUAAACUUCCAAAACUGUUUUGUCUGUGUAUUUAGAAAAUACACAAGAAUCUUUAUCAAACCUAAAAAUAUAAACUUGUGAGCACUAAA
This is a messenger RNA of Cavia porcellus (domestic guinea pig), 7735 nucleotides long. RefSeq names its product zinc finger and BTB domain containing 10 (gene Zbtb10). The transcript is spliced from 7 exons. Lineage: Eukaryota; Metazoa; Chordata; Mammalia; Rodentia; Caviidae. Gene Ontology annotation, biological process: regulation of transcription by RNA polymerase II. Gene Ontology annotation, molecular function: protein binding; DNA-binding transcription factor activity, RNA polymerase II-specific; RNA polymerase II cis-regulatory region sequence-specific DNA binding. Bases 551 to 3217 code for a protein of 888 amino acids. The record is from RefSeq and is a predicted model, not a curated record.